AGCAUGUCUGCGCUCGAGUGGUACGCGCACAAGUCCCUGGGCGACGGCAUCUUCUGGAUCCAGGAACGCUUCUACGAGUCGGGCAACCGCGCCAACAUCUGGCUGGUGCGCGGCUCCGAGCAGGACGUGGUGAUCGACACGGGGCUGGGCUUGCGCAGCCUCCCCGAGUACCUGCACUCCGCGGGCCUCCUGCAGCAGGACCGCGAGGCCCAGGAGGACGCGGCGCGCCGGCCGCUGCUGGCCGUGGCCACCCACGUGCACUUCGACCACGCCGGGGGCCUCUACCAGUUCGACCGCGUGGCCGUGCACCACGCCGAGGCCGAGGCGCUGGCUCGCGGGGACAACUUUGAGACCGUGACCUGGCUGUCCGACAGGGAGGUGGUGCGGGCGCCCAGCCCGGGCUGGAGGGCCAGGCAGUUCCGAGUGCAGGCGGUGCAGCCCACCCUCAUCCUGCAGGAUGGGGAUGUCAUCAACCUCGGCGACCGGCAGCUCACUGUCAUGCACAUGCCCGGGCACUCCAGGGGCAGCAUUUGCUUACAUGACAAAGACCGGAAGAUUCUCUUCAGUGGAGAUGUUGUGUAUGAUGGCUCUCUAAUUGACUGGCUCCCCUACAGCAGGAUAAAUGACUAUGUUGGAACCUGUGAAAGGCUGAUAGAAUUAGUAGACAGAGGUCUUGUUGAGAAAGUGCUUCCCGGGCACUUCAAUACCUUUGGUGCUGAAAGGCUUUUCCGGUUGGCUUCUAACUAUAUUUCAAAAGCUGGAAUAUGUCACAAAGUCUCUACUUUUGCCGUGCGAUCUCUUGCAAGUUUAGCUCUUCGUGUGACAAAUUCUAGGACCUCGCCCUAGGAUCUCUGUGAUAAUCUAUUUUGAUUCACUCUCUAAGUUCUCUCUCUAAAUCGAGUUCAUUUGUGCUGU
Messenger RNA from Sorex fumeus (smoky shrew), 915 nucleotides. It is a transcript of the gene MBLAC2, whose product is annotated as metallo-beta-lactamase domain containing 2. The coding region runs from base 4 to 846 and encodes 280 amino acids. NCBI's taxonomy places the organism in Eukaryota, Metazoa, Chordata, Mammalia, Eulipotyphla, Soricidae. The record is from RefSeq and is a predicted model, not a curated record. The transcript is spliced from 2 exons.